Molecule: messenger RNA, 1334 nt
Organism: Oncorhynchus kisutch (coho salmon)
Lineage: Eukaryota; Metazoa; Chordata; Actinopteri; Salmoniformes; Salmonidae
Product: C-type lectin domain family 4 member M-like
Exons: 7
Coding region: 64-1026 (320 amino acids)
Source: RefSeq, a predicted model, not a curated record
ACAGUUUCCCCUCCACUGUGGUUGACUGUUAAAAACAUUGUGUCACUACAGUGAGUCACACAGAUGCAAGACAGUGCAGGGAGAAGACACAGCUACAGACGUACAAUAGAGUUGAGAUUAGAAAUAGAAGUUAUUGUAUUUGACCACAAGUGUGUUAAGAUGUCAGAGGGAGUCUAUGAAAACGAUGAGCCUGAAGCAAUGAAGAACACAGACAUUGAUGGCCAAUUAUAUGGCAACGUAGGAGCCUUCAAGCCCAGUACAAGAGAUGGAGUUGUUGCUUCAGUACCUGUGUCCACAGAACCUGAUAACUCAGGGAAGAGAUCCUCCAGAGUUGCUGCAGUGUGUCUGGGGCUGCUGUGUGUUCUACUUGCUGGGAUCAUAGGCCUGUCUGUCUACUAUUAUGGGAUUUAUAAGGGUUUCUUAGCCUAUACAACCAACUCAUCUGCAGAGAGAGACCAGCUACAGACCAGCUACAACAACCUGACUACUGAGAGAGGCCAGCUACAGACCAGCUACAACAACCUGACUACUGAGAGAGACCAGCUACAGACCAGUUACAACAACCUGGCUAAACAGAUAGAACAGCUACAGACUGAGAGAGAUUUUCUUAGGGGGUGGCUUACCAAGUGCAAACAAACCUGUCCUGCUGGCUGGCAGAAGUUUGAAUCCAGCUGGUACUUCCUGUCUACUGAGACUAAAACCUGGAAGGAGAGCAGAGAGGAUUGUCUGGAGAGAGGAGCAGACCUGGUGAUCAUAAACAGUGAUAAGGAACAGAAAUUUCUCUUCGACCUCAAGAGGAGAGUCUGGAUUGGUCUGACCGAUUCGGUUAAUGAGGGGACCUGGAAAUGGGUGGACGGCACCCCACUGACCACAGGGUACUGGUAUGCCAAACAGCCUGAUAAUGCAGGUACUAAUGGGGACGAGGACUGUGCUGAGAUAGCCAAAGAUCAGAGUCCUCUGAAGGCAUGGAAUGACUUGUCAUGUGACAGCAUAAUCAACUGGGUACUGGGGGACAGGACAGACUGAUAAUGGUGCUCUGUUCUAUGGGCAGGAGGACUGUGUUGAGAUUUACUAUGGACAAGAUGACCAAGUAAAGACAUUAAACUGGAUCUGUGAGAAAGUGGUGUAACAAUAACCUACUGUUGGAGAAUACAAUCCUAGGGGAGGGACCUUGGACCUUCUCCUGUAUUAGGGUUGAAAUGAGGAGAUGAAUCUGUUUGGCUGAGUGUAUGUAGACAUACUGUACUCUGUAAAAUGCUUCUUCAUUCCUUUUGUUAGAUACAUGUCAUGUGAUUUGCAGUUGGCUUAUGCUCAGUAAAAAAAAAGUGGGACAA